UACCUUCUCCAUUUGUCUCCAUAUAAACAAACCCUUCACCCCACAAACACUUCAUCAUUAUUCUCUAAUCUCUUCUCUUCUCUCCUCCAUUACUUUACUUUCUCCACAUUCAACAUCACAUCAUACAACAAUGUCUUCACAACAUUUCUUCACUUUUUUCUUCUUCCUUCUCAUAUCUUGCAACACUAUCACUUCAUCAUCAUCAUCAUUAUCACAAAAUGAUGACACUUUUGAAUUUGUUCGUCCUAUGGACAGAAAAUUAUUAGGCCUAAAGAAAGAAAAACUAAGUCAUUUCAAAUUCUAUUGGCAUGACACAGUCAGUGGAAAAAACCCAUCAUCAGUUACAAUUAUUCCACCAUCAUUGAAACUAAAUUCAACAACUGGUUUUGGUAUAGUUAAUAUGAUUGAUAACCCUAUAACUUUAGGACCAGAGUUAAGUUCUAAAGUUGUUGGAAAAGCUCAAGGGUUUUAUGCAUCUGCUUGUAAAGAUGAACUUGAUUUGCUUAUGGCUAUGAAUUUGGCUUUUAUUGAAGGAAAGUAUAAUGGAAGUAGUCUUACUAUUUUGGGAAGGAAUCCUGUUUUUCAUAAGGUUCGAGAAAUGCCUGUGAUUGGUGGGAGUGGACUUUUCAGAUUUGCUAGAGGGUAUGCUCAAGCUAAUACUCAUUGGUUUGAUCUCAAAUCUGGUGAUGCUGUUGUUGAGUAUAAUGUUUAUGUUUUUCAUUAUUGAUUGUUGUUGUUGAUUAUUUUGGGAUUUGUGUUUGUUUAAUGUUAUGAGGCUAUGAUUGUUUGGUGUUAGAUUUGGAUUAUUGUGGUUAAUAAUUCAAUAAAUUUGUAGUUGUUGUACUCAAUUGACUUAAAUGUAUCUUUACGAUUCACGGUGAA
Messenger RNA from Trifolium pratense (red clover), 882 nucleotides. RefSeq names its product dirigent protein 22-like. Lineage: Eukaryota; Viridiplantae; Streptophyta; Magnoliopsida; Fabales; Fabaceae. Bases 131 to 727 code for a protein of 198 amino acids. The transcript has a single exon. The record is from RefSeq and is a predicted model, not a curated record.